AUGGGCUUCCUCUCUAAGCUGACCCAGGCCUGCACCAUGGGCUUACCUUUCCUGCCAGAGGACACCUGCGCCAAAGCUCCUCAGGUAGCGGGUAUCAAAGUUCAGCUGGAGACGUUCGAACUGUGGCAGCAGUUUGACCAGCUUGGCACGGAGAUGAUAGUCACAAAAGCUGGGAGGAGGAUGUUCCCUACCUUUCAAGUGCACAUCACAGGCAUGGACCCUGCAGCAGAGUAUGUCCUCCUGAUGGACUUCAUUCCUGUGGAUGACAAGAGAUACAGGUAUGCCUUCCAUAGCUCUUCGUGGCUGGUGGCAGGGCGAGGGGACGCAGCGGUACCGGGACGUGUCCACUUCCACCCGGACUCGCCGGCCCGCGGGGCUCAGUGGAUGAAGCAGACUGUCUCAUUCGACCGCCUCAAACUCACCAACAACCUGCUGGACGAUAAUGGCCACAUCAUCCUGAACUCCAUGCACCGGUACCAGCCUCGGCUUCAUGUGGUGCUGGUGGAUCAACGGAAGGACAGUCAGCUCACCGCCCACCGCAACUUCUGCACCUUCUCCUUCACCGAAACGCGCUUCACUGCAGUCACAGCCUACCAGAACCACAGGAUCACUCAGUUGAAGAUAGCCAGUAAUCCCUUCGCCAAAGGCUUCCGCACUACAGACUCUGAUACCUGGUAA
Messenger RNA from Colossoma macropomum (tambaqui), 678 nucleotides. Its product is annotated as T-box transcription factor TBX1. Lineage: Eukaryota; Metazoa; Chordata; Actinopteri; Characiformes; Serrasalmidae. Gene Ontology annotation, cellular component: nucleus. Gene Ontology annotation, biological process: cell fate specification; positive regulation of DNA-templated transcription; regulation of transcription by RNA polymerase II. The coding region runs from base 1 to 678 and encodes 225 amino acids. The record is from RefSeq and is a predicted model, not a curated record. The transcript has 6 exons. Gene Ontology annotation, molecular function: RNA polymerase II cis-regulatory region sequence-specific DNA binding; DNA-binding transcription factor activity, RNA polymerase II-specific.